AAACAAACCAGCUAUGAGAACGUACUCAGCUGAGUUGAUGUUAUUGCAAUAGUUUAAAAUGUCUGCAAUAUAUUUUACUGCUGUGUUAGCCGUCAACUUAUUUCUGUCGUUUGGCCUUAAAGUUGAUAUGACCAGAGAACACUUUUACCAUGGAAAAAGUUUAUUUUGUGCACAACUCCAGUGUACAGAAAACAUAACAGAAGACACUCAGAUGUCAGCUCUUGUCAACAUGUCAGUCUAUAGGAUCAGUGAAAAUGAAGGGAAGAUUUUGUUAGCGUCUAUUUCAGGAUCUGAUUCAAAGGUUUGCGAUUAUAAAAUAUCUGGGAUAUUAUCAGAGGGCAAACUAUCCAAACAUCACGGAGAACUGGUCUUGUCUUUCUCCAAUACUUCAGCCUGUAAUUUACACCAGUAUAAAUGUCAAGUAUAUUUUACCAAUAAGACAGGAGACAUGGCAAUGCUAGAGAAAAGAACAACGUCUUAUGAAAGAGAGAAAAUCAAGAAAUCUGUUUUGUUGCUGAAUUUGAAAGCUGAAACUUUGAACUACUUGAAAACUGUGGACACAAUGGCCGACUUUCUGAAAUCCUUUAAAGAUCCAGAAAAACUAAAAGGUGCAGACAUGUCAAUGUCCUUACAGAUGUCACAUUCUGGUAGAGAUAGGUACAGUUACGACACGGCACAGGUUCCAUCAUCUACAGAGUUAAACAACAGUAACAAACACAUCAGCUCUACUAAUGCUGUAGAUGUGCUUGAUGCAAAGAUAAAUAACAUCACGCUACAAAAAGCAGUGAAUGACAGACUUAGAGAAAUCGACGUGCUUGGUGCUAAGAUAAAUAACAUCACAGAUCACAUGCAAACAGUGAAUGACAAACUUAGAGCUAUAGACGUAAAACUUAACGAGACAAUCACAUUGAACAACCAAACAAACCGAAUGAUAGAAGCUUUAAACACAACUAUACAAGAUGAAAAACGACUACAACGUCAAUCCUGUGUUGUCACGGAUGAGACUUCAGGUUUUUGUUUUAUUUCACCAAAAAUAUUAAGUGAACUAGCACUGUUAAGUAGAAUUAAAUCAACCAAUAUACAAUUAACAAAUCAUUAA
Molecule: messenger RNA, 1099 nt
Organism: Physella acuta
Lineage: Eukaryota; Metazoa; Mollusca; Gastropoda; Physidae
Source: RefSeq, a predicted model, not a curated record